This is a messenger RNA of Trachymyrmex septentrionalis, 2981 nucleotides long. RefSeq lists its product as uncharacterized. Bases 948 to 2168 code for a protein of 406 amino acids. NCBI's taxonomy places the organism in Eukaryota, Metazoa, Arthropoda, Insecta, Hymenoptera, Formicidae. The transcript has 8 exons. The record is from RefSeq and is a predicted model, not a curated record. Gene Ontology annotation, cellular component: cytoplasm. Gene Ontology annotation, biological process: negative regulation of TOR signaling; neurotrophin TRK receptor signaling pathway; negative regulation of protein kinase activity.
UUGAGUGAAAAUAUGAUAAACUGUAAUCGAAAGGAGAAACAUUAGUCGAGCCUGGUUGAGCCAGUUCUCUGAAUUUCAUCGAUAUACUUGAGCUCUUUGUUUAACAAUAGACGUCGUAAUUGCAAACUGUUUGGUUCAGCCGAGUUCGGCAGUUCAUUCGUCCAUUGUUUCUGAUUGUUUCAAUAUAUAAAUGGUGCCUUCCAGCGACAGAUAGUCAGUACUUUUAACACUGUGAUCAUUAAUCAUUUCAACUCGGUAUAACAUGGGCAAACAAAAAUAUAUGUGUUACACUGUGUCUCUUGGAAAGCACCUAAAAUUAUAGGAAAUUCAGGCUUUUCUUUCUUAUUUGUACAUAUUGAUCAAAACGACGUUCUCCAAAACGAAUGCUCGCGUGAUAAUAUAUGUAUAGCAGUUCGCGCGUUGCGCCACUUAUUUUCUCAUUCUUAGUUGGUGCCAUGAUGUAAAUAGUCUUUUUCGGAAGAACAACAUUGAACAAUCGGUUCAAGUCGAGAGAGAUGGUUGCUUCAUCAACUUAAGCUAUAUCUGAUCGCAAACGAUAUCAGAGAGAAACCUUAAUUUCUCUCUGACGAUAUAUAUCGGUACGAAUCUUGAUGCUUCUUCGUUGAUAGACGAUGUCUCGCGGUGACGAUAUCCGUUUGAUUGAGAGCAAUUGAGAGUUCUGUACUGGACAAUCGAGAGAGAGAGAGAGAGAGAGAGAGAGAGAGAGAGAGGGGAGAGAGAGAGAGAGAGAGAGAUUCAGCGCAGCUGAAUCAAAUCAAAACUACACCUGCAGAGAGCAGGCUGCAAUCAAAUACGCAGUGGUGCGUAGUUCGUGUUGGAUCGCGCAUCUCAGACCUCUCUGAGAAAGACAGAAAGGAACGCUGUGUUCUCUGGUCACUCAAAAGUCUAGACUUCGUAUUUGCCGAUUGUUUGUCGAUAAUUGAAAGAUGCACGUCACCUGCAAGUGCCUGAAUGUGUCCAUCAAGUCUAGAAGCGCUGAAUUGCAGCAGGUUAACGUUGAAUUGACAGAUCUAGAGCGUGCUGAUGCCUUUUUUCGAGAAGAUUUGGCGAGUAUAUCAGAAUUGGAAAAAAUUACUAAAGAACAACCUGGUUUAAUGGAAAAAAGAAAUGUUGGAUCCUGGAUUGUACACCGUUGUUGCAAUUGCUCAAUGUAUACUCACGCAGUUCACAGAGAAUACGGUGCUGCUUUAGUCCUCAUUAAUAACAAUAUUCUUCUAUCUCCCGAAGAAAUAAAUAAAUUAAAAUCCAAUCCAGAUUAUAGCCCAAUAUUUAGGGUAGUAAUUAAUCAUAGUUUGGAAGAUCUCGAUGAUUAUUUGCAACAGCCUAAAUUUUCUGUUUCACAAUUACCUAACGCGAUUCAAGUGGCCCUAGGUGGAUUACAACAACAGUUACAGGAGGCUAUACAACGUCAAACAAUAACUAUAGAAGAUAAAAUACAUGCGUUCACUGCUGAGCAGCAUCAAUUGUUGGAACAAUUUCGCGAAAGAGCACACAAUGAACAUAGGCUGUUAUCAAAACUAGUAUGUAGAGGUGACGAGACAAGUAGAGUAACCAAUAAUAUAGAAACUCCGCCAACAACUCCUGACGGUUUUAAAAGUAUCAUGACUACCUCUGCAGCUAGUACAGUAAAUCCAAAGUCUAAUAUAAUAUUCAGUGAUACAAAAAUAUCUAGUAGCCCAAACGUUAAACACGAAACAGCUACCAGACACUCCUCUAAAAGUAGCAUUAAUAAUGAAAAUUUGAGAAAAAAGGAUACAGUGUAUAUUAGUACCAAGGAAUCAGCUAGCUUCGAUACAGAAGUAUUGUUUCCUUUUGAAGGAAUGGAGGAUACAGACACAGCCAGCCAAGAACUUCUAUCCUCUUCGGAAGACACUGAUGGAUCUGAUACUGAUGAUUCAAGCCAAAACGAGGAGAUUCAUAUGCCAAGAGGACAGCGGGAUGGUCAUUCUACGUUAGCUAAAUCAUUACCUGUUAUCGUGCCUGUUUUCCCUUCUAUCGUUCAUCAUACAAUACAGGAUCAAGACGAUGAUCAGUUACCAACUGAGCCACACAACAUUCGAGCUUCAAUGAAAGCCUUAGCUAAAAGCGUUAAUACUGAUACAGUAUUUGGAGAUUUACCACGUCCCAGAUUUUCUACUCAGAUCUGAUUUAUCAAGUAUGAUAAGAGAAAUUCAGUCAUGAUUUUUUAAUUUUUUGAUACAAAAAAUAUAUCACAGUCUCUAUCAUCCGUCAUUUGUCUUUUAUACAAAAAUUACAAGAGGUUUAUGUAUACUUGGAAUAAAUAUGGCCGGUUUUACACAAAAGUACAGAACGUCCUGUUUUAUGGAAAAGAUGCCUCUUAACUCAAGUUUUAGAUAUUCUAGAUUUACUAGCUAAUGUAAAACAUAUUUAAAAAAGAUAAAACUUUAUAUGCUAAACUAAAUGCGGUGCUUACAGAGAUGUUGUGAAAAUGAUUGUUUCACCUUUACAGGAUGGGAAAUCACUAUAGUGAUGUUGAAAAGUGUCAUAUUUUGAGGCAAGGAGUGUGUGGUACAAUGAAUAAUAUAAUAAAUCUUACUUAAGGAAAAGCUGUAAGAUUUUAAAAGUAGAUCUUCGCUUCGCCUUCUAAAGUUAAGUCUAAAAUGUACUCUUUGCUUUCCGUUUCUUAGUAUAUUUUAUCACUUUUUACUUUUCGUUUUUUUGUUAGUUUGUUUCUUCAUUUGUCCGAGAUAAGAAUUUAUGACUUCAAGAACGAGGAAGGAAGGGAAGAGAAGGGAGAUAGAGAUAAGAAAUACGAUUAUUGAAACGGUCGCAAAGAGGAUAAAAGACAAGAAACAGGACAGAAAGAAUAUAUAGUAGAUUAGAUUUAAAGAUCAAUAAACAAAAGAAUGUACAUUAAAUAUUUAUAUUUGAUUUAAAUACGUAAAAUUUGGAGUUAUACAAUUGUAUAGUACAUACAAUUUGUAACUUUAUAAUUUAUU